ACUUAAUAUGCAAGCGUUACCCAGUAGGACAUAGAAGAAACGCGUUGAUAUUUCUACCAAAUAAAUAAUCAAGCUUCGAUCCAGCUUGUAUUAUUCGGCUACUUCGACUCGUAGUUCAAUUAUCUAGGUAGCUAAGUUGCAACUAGGUUAGCGCCUACGAAAAUGGCAGAAAGUAAUAUAAAAAAAGCUCUUGAGUUAGCUCAGUAUCCGGAAACAAAUGUUCGUUUACAAGCAGAACUUGAAUUGAAAAAAUUCGAAUCUUUGCCUGAAUUUCCCCUGUAUUUGACAAAUAUUGCAGCCUCUGCGGCUCCAUUCCCCUUGCGAUUGGGAUCAUUGAUUUAUUUGCAGCGUUUUAUUACUCACCAUUGGUCUCCUCUUUUUGAACAGUUCAAAGAAGGACCUAUACCCGAUGAGAAUGUUAAGCGUGCUGUAAGAGAGACGCUUCUUCGUCAGUUGAUUUCGUUGGAAAAUCACCAGCUAAAUAAGGCGGUUGCUUAUGCAGUAUCUUUGAUUGCCAAUGUCGAUUUCCCCGACGAAUGGCCUGAAGUUUUUCCCUGUGUUUUGCAGUUGCUCAAAUCGGACAACGAGGGUUCUAUCAAUGCCGCCCUUGACGUGUUGUGUGAGUUAAUUGAUGAAUCGAUGAUGGAGGAACAGUUUUUCAUUAUAUCUCCUCCCCUUUCUGAAACUUUGUAUCAACUCGUUUUACCGAUUCCUCCUAAUGAUUCUUUGAGACAGGUGCAAGCCCGUGCGAUAGGAUUGUUUCGUUCAUGUUUAGAGUUACUGGAAAUGUACAAAGAAACCCGUUCUGAGCCUGUCCGCGUUUUUAUUGAUCAAUUGUUGCCUCCAUGGAUGGAUAUGUUUAUCCAGAAACUGCAAUGGCCUCUUUUUCAAGGUAAUGAACUCUUGGGUGACUCCACAGGUACAUUUUGCAUAAUGGGAGAGAUUGCAUUAUCCUUAUCAAAACUUAGAGAGUUGUUUCCAUCAAAAUUAUCGACAUAUGUUGUAAGGCUAGUGGAUUUAAUAUGGGAUAUCCUUCAAAAACUGCUCCCAGUUUAUCUCAAGGAUGUGGUUUUUGACAUUCCUACAGAUGAAAACGUUUUUGGUAUUAAGUAUCCAUUGCGUUACUUAAUUGAAUUACUUCAAUUUGUCGGUGUAGCUUUACAAAACAAAUCUGUUCAGACUCUGUUCUUAGCCACCAAUGUUUCUUCUUCUUCUCUCCCUCCCUGUAUUUCUAUUUUGGUCCAAUAUGCUCAGCUUUCUAAAAGCCAGGUUGAAAUCUACGAAAACGACGUUAACGAGUAUAUAAUCAAUGAAACUAAUUAUGACUCCUUUGUUGAUACAGUUCGUGGGGCCGCUGUCAAUGUGCUUUCUUCUUUUGAACAGCACACAAAUUUAAAACUCCAGCAGCAGAUUCGGGAAUUAGCUGCUGCAUACGUAUCAGAAAAUGACAUAAAUUGGGUUGAUCAGGAAGCUUUAUUAUACACGUGCUGUUCUAUCGAUGCCGCUUCAGAUGAUACUUACGACGAGUACUUGGAGCCGGUCUACAAAGCCAUAUCUGUUCGAAUACAAACUUCUAAUGUCCCAGAAAUACUGAUGGCUGGUUUUUUUAAUUUUGUUGGAUAUUUUUCAGAAAGUACUCCGUUAGCCAUUGAAUUUUUCCAGGUAUUUUUGAACUGCAUUUCAAACGCAGAUCAAUCAGAUUUGGUGAAAUAUGCUGCUGUUAAGGGUAUUGAGAGGUUGUGUUCAGUCAGUCAAGUAAAACCAUCGUCUUCGGUACAACCUGCUGUCUUAAAAGUUCUUAGAGACUUUGUGCCAAACAGCUCUGACGAAUCGCUUGUUCUUCUUGUUGAAGCAAUCACGGCCUUAACUCGAUUGGACUGUCAAAAGGCUGCGGAACCAGAUAGUUCAUUCAUUCCCGUAUUAUUCAAUCUUAUAGCUAAUAAUCCUUCUGAUCCUUAUCUUUCUGGACUAAUCGAAGAUACAUUUGAGGACAUUACUAGCGAGGCUGCUAGUUAUGAAAGUGUAUGUGAAACUACUAUGCCGGAACUUUUACAAGUUCUAAGUCACCCGGAUCCCAACUUAGUAAAUGUUGGCUGCACUCUUCUUUCCUCUUUAAUUCGUGCGGGUCCUUCUCCUCUUCCUGCUGGCUUUAUAAACUACGUUUUGCCUCCUAUCUACCAAAUUACAGAGACGCAUAACGAUGAUCUGGAGUUGCUUCAACUUUCACAGGAAAUCAUAAGAGAGUUGCUUCGUAAAGAUUGCCCUCAGGUAUUAAGUUCAGAAAUAUCGGGAGCAAGCGGACUUCAGUAUAUUCUUUAUAUACUGCAGAAGCUCUUAUUGAGUAAGUCCGAUGACUCUUCAUGCUUUCUUGUUGGCACUAUUCUAUUGGAACUUCUCGAACAUGCAAAUCAGGCUUUAGAUCUGCAACCAGUUUUGCUUUCCUGUUUACAGAGAGCGGUUGUUGCUGAACAACCUCGUUUCAUUCAGAGCAUAAUUUACGUCUUUUCUAAAAUGAUAAACAAAAACGUUGAAGCCGUUCUGAACUUUUUGAGUGGCUCUACUCUAGAUGAUAAGGGAACAUCUGCGUUAGAAGCAUUGAUGCAGGUUUGGUGUGAUAAUUAUGUUUACUUCAGUAACUUUAAAAACUUAUCUGUUAUUUGUAUCGCCAUGACGAAUAUUUACAAAGCAGAGACAAGUAUUCUGGACACAAUUCAUGUGAAAGGUGAUAUUAUAUCACAAUCUGAUAGAAUUGUUACACGUUCACAAGCUCGUUUGCAUCCAAAUCAGUAUACCUUCAUCAACGUUCGAGAAAAAUUGAUAAAACUUUUGGUGGAUGAAUAUAUUUCACUUUCUAGAGAAUCUAUCGUUGAAGAAAUUUCCAACGACGAGGGUGAUGAUUGGGAUGACGGCCCGUCAAAUGUAGAAGAAGAUAUUGGUUUAUCUGCUGAUGAAAUAAACGAACUUGCUAAAGACGAAUAUCCGUCCAUUAGAUCGUCAGCUGAAGCAGAGGAUGAUACUGCAGACUUACAGUUCCAUCUGCUUGAUUUUUUCAAAACUGUAAUGUCAACCAAUCUUAACAACUUUAAUGUUCAUGCUUCAAGGCUUACAGCAGAACAGCAAGCUGCUUUGGUAAACAUUAAAUAGGUUUCUGGGUUAUAAAUAAAACGAAGGAUAUAAUUAUUCUUGUUUCCAAAGUACAUAUAUGUGUAGUUGUUUUUGAUUUUCGAUAAUCGUUGCUGUACUUGAGAUUGACUUUCUUGAAUUACAAACAAUUAGUUCAACAGAGUAGAACACUACAAAAUUUUCAUAAAGAUAACAGACUUCAUUGAAAAGUUUAGCAACUAUAGAUAUACAAUCGAAGGAAAAAAGACCUCCUCGCAAGGAAAGGAAAAUAAAAGUUAAUAGUGAAUGGCUUCAUCA
Molecule: messenger RNA, 3420 nt
Organism: Schizosaccharomyces octosporus yFS286
Lineage: Eukaryota; Fungi; Ascomycota; Schizosaccharomycetes; Schizosaccharomycetales; Schizosaccharomycetaceae
Product: karyopherin Kap14
Exons: 9
Coding region: 163-3144 (993 amino acids)
Biological process (GO): protein import into nucleus
Cellular component (GO): cytosol; nuclear envelope
Molecular function (GO): small GTPase binding
Source: RefSeq, a predicted model, not a curated record